GCGUGUCGGUGAGGUCCGGCUUUCUGGGGUGAAGCCAGUGGCCACCCUACUUGUGACAGGCACCUGCUGCAUCCAAUCAGAUGCUUUCAGUUCAGGGGGAAUAGUCCCGCCUGCAGCAGAAGUAGCACUUCACUUCAGUGGUUCGAGGAGGACGGAGCACAGCAAUAAGACAAUGAGUGGAUACGUUAUAACCUAUUUCCCACUAAGGGGUAGAGCCGAGCCCAUACGUCUGCUCCUUGGUGAUCAAGGAGCUUCAUGGACAGAGGAUGAGGUGCCAUUGGCAGACUGGUUUUCAGGAAAAAUUGACCUUAAGAAACAGGCGGUUUUUGGUCAGCUGCCACAGUUUAAAGAUGGAGAUUUUGUUCUGUAUCAGAGCAAUAGCAUUCUGAGAUAUCUUGGACGUAAAUAUGGUAUUUCUGGGAGCAGUAAUGAAGAGAGUGCACUCAUUGACAUGGUGAAUGAUGGUGUGGAGGACCUAAGACUGAAGUUCAGCAUUAUGUUCUUCUAUGAGUUUGAGACUGGUAAAGAGAAGUAUGAAAAUGAGCUUCCCAACCAAGUGGCAGCAUUCGAGAGGAUUCUUUCCCGGAAUUCUAAUGGAACCAAAUAUCUGGUUGGAGAUAAGAUCUCCUAUGCGGAUUACAACUUCCUGGACCUCCUGCAGUCACACCUUGAAGUAUUCCCUUCAUGCUUUUCAUCAUAUCCCCUCAUUAAUGCAUAUAUUGAUCGCAUCACUGCCCGUCCUAAACUAAGCGAAUACCUGAAAUCUGACGCUCGAAACAACCGACCUAGUAAAUAAGGA
Messenger RNA from Bufo bufo (common toad), 799 nucleotides. RefSeq names its product glutathione S-transferase P 1-like. The coding region runs from base 173 to 796 and encodes 207 amino acids. Gene Ontology annotation, biological process: glutathione metabolic process. The record is from RefSeq and is a predicted model, not a curated record. NCBI's taxonomy places the organism in Eukaryota, Metazoa, Chordata, Amphibia, Anura, Bufonidae. The transcript is spliced from 7 exons. Gene Ontology annotation, molecular function: glutathione transferase activity. Gene Ontology annotation, cellular component: cytosol.